AUGGAAUUGAUAAAUAUAAUAAUAAAUUGCAAGACUUUCAUGAUAGAUUUGCAUUCAAAAGGUUCAGAAGGCUCUUUGAUUGAUAUUUACUCUUUUAUGGAAAAAGCAUCCUCGUUAAACUACAAGGAAUCGUUGUUUAAUUUUACCGCCUUAAAUGUGCUGAAAUUUUUAUUUAAUUUAUCGAAAAUACAAAGCAAAGAAAUGGAUAAAGCUAUUAUUGUAAAAAUCUACAAUCAUCAUUUGGAAAAUAAAAGAAUGAGAAAAGAAUAUAAAAAUGUAAUUGUGGAGGGUGAUGGUCCAGUUGGUUUAUAUGCUGCCUUCGAACUCUUUAUGGGGAAUGAAUGCAACUCUUGUAAAUAAUCGUCCUGAAGAUUACACACGAAAUCGAUUUAUCUUUUUUGAUCCAAAAUGGAUGCCAAAAUUACGUUUCUUUUUGGGUUCUGGAUUUGAUAAAUUAUCUUUUGGUAAUAAAAAGAGAAAGAGAACAUUGGGAAGAAUUCCUACUAAAGAAGAUGUGUUAAAAAUAAAAAAUAUGGAAAAUGUUUUGAAGGAACGAGUAAAAAAUUUAUCAAAUUAUAUAAAUGAAAAAGAAGGAAAUCAAAAAGGAAAAUCAUUUUUGAAUUUGAUCUAUAAUACAGCAGUUUUGGACAUAAAUACUGAAGAUGAAAAGCCUUUGGUCAUCCUUG
This is a messenger RNA of Meloidogyne enterolobii, 686 nucleotides long. NCBI's taxonomy places the organism in Eukaryota, Metazoa, Nematoda, Chromadorea, Rhabditida, Meloidogynidae. The record is from the annotation of a GenBank genome assembly.